Molecule: messenger RNA, 2437 nt
Organism: Phoenix dactylifera (date palm)
Lineage: Eukaryota; Viridiplantae; Streptophyta; Magnoliopsida; Arecales; Arecaceae
Product: interactor of constitutive active ROPs 2, chloroplastic-like
Source: RefSeq, a predicted model, not a curated record
GCCCGUGGCGGAGCUCGGAGCACUACCGGUGAGCCGGAGAGCAACGGUCGCAGGGCAAAAUUCUAACUUGGUUAACUCUCGCUCGGGGAGUGGCGACAAAACCCACCACCUCGUUGGCUCCAACCUCAAGCUUUACUGCUUUGGCUCGAGACAGGCCCUGGUGCUCCACACAAAUCCCGUAUCAGUUUAGUCCCCUUAGCUCGCUCCGGGAAACGAGGAAGAGUGGGUGGAUGGAUGGAUGAGGCAUCGGGAACUGCGAGACGGGCAUCAGAAGAAGGCGCAGGAGGAGAAGAAGGGGAAUGAGAAGAGAAACUCCCGUGUUUCUAUCUCAAAACGAAGGAAAACCGUCUUGGCUCGUGAAAGGGAAUAGACUGAGUGGAAUAGCAUGCAGACACCCAAGCUCAGCGGGAGCGGGUCAUCAGAAGUUCCUCAAAGAACUUCUCCAGCCACUCCUAGAUCAACUUGUGCAACCAAGGCAGGAGGACAUGAAUCCAACUCUUCUGCUUCUGCUUGCACUCCUACAAAGCCCCCAACUGAAAGAAGUCUUAAAGUUGCAGAGCACUGGUCACCCAGGACUCCCGUAGCUGAGAAGAAGCGUCUGAGUAGGAUAUCUGAGCUGGAGUUUCAAAUUGCUCAGCUCCAAGAGGAUCUGAAAAAGACAAGGGAUCGGCUAAGUUCAUCUGAAGAAGUGAAGAGACAAGCCAAGCGGGAUGCAGAAGAAGCCAACAAACAGAUACAAGACAUAUCCGCAAAGCUUGAGGAUUCCCAACGCCAGCUUGUUGAGUUCUCCACAGCAGAAGAAACUCGGCUCCAGGAACUACGGGAAAUUUCUCAGGAGCGCGAUUGUGCAUGGCUGUCUGAACUUGAAGCCAUCAAGAAGCAGCACUCUGUUGACUCUGCAGCUUUAACCUCUGCCAUGAGCGAAUCCAGAGGUUGAAACAGCAGCUUGAAAUGGCUAUUAAAUCUGAGGCUGUCCAAGCAAAGCAAUCUGCAGAAGCUCAUGGUAAGCUUCUGGCCUUGAAGCAAGACAUGGCAGAAACAGUUGCUACCCUUGAGAACCUGAAGAUUCAGCUUAGUAAUACUGAGAAGACAGAGGCUGAAGCGCAAGCAAUGGUCAGUGAGGCUCAACAGCAACUGGAAAUGGCUAAGAUGGACGUUGAGACUCUUAAUUGUGAAAGAAUGAAACUUGGAGAAUAUCUGAGCUCUGUGAUAUUUGAGCUUGAAGAAUCCAGAUCUCAAGUUAAUUCACUGGAGGAAAUUGUGAAAAAUUUGCAGGCUGAUAAGCUUGCUGGGGAAGUUGAUCGCAAUGAACUUGUUGGCAAAUCUGGGGGUGGUUGUUGGGAGUCAGAAGUAGAAAAAUUGAGUUCUGCACUCGAAGCAGCUGAGAUCAAGUACCAAGAAGAACGUAUUCAAAAUACAGUGCAGAUGCAGUCUGCUUAUGAACAGUUGGAGCGCAUGAAGACUGAUUGUGGACUGAGAGAAGCUGACCAAGAACUGGUGCUGAAGAACUUGAAGACAAAGAUUGCUGAGUUGAAUGGAGCUCUUGUUGACAAGGAAUCUGGACUUCAGAAAUUAGCAACCAUGAACAAGGAACUGAAUGCAGAAAUAGAGAAGGCUCAGGUAAGACAAAUGGAUUCAGAGUUGGAAGCAAAGUUAAUGAAGUCAAUUACUGACAUCGCUGAGUUGAAGGCAGACCUCAUGGAUAAGGAGACAGAGCUGCAGGGUAUUUCGGCGGAGAAUGAGAUCCUGAAAUCCGAAAUGGAAAAGAAAGAGGCAGAGAGCCAUAAGAGUUAUGAAGCAGUUACUGCUGCGCUUGAGUCAGCCAAAGCUGCAGAGCAGGAGGCGACAAUGAGGCUUGGAUAUGUUACCGAGGAGGCUGUCAGAAACGGUAGGAGAGCGGCAAGGGUGGCCGAUCAGCUGGAAGCAGCUCGAGCAGUGAAUUCAGAAAUGGAGGCUGAACUGAGGAGGCUGAGAGUGCAGUCCCAUCAGUGGAAGAAGGCAGCUGAAGCAGCGGCAGCUGUUCUUACUACUGGCAACCAGGGGAGGUUCAUGGAGAGCAGAGGCCCAUUGGACUCCGGGAACAAUACUGCUGCUGGGAAGCUGAACUCCCCGUUUUCUGAUGGCUCGGAUGAGGAAUCACCAAAGAAGGAGAAAAAUAUGCUGAGGAAGAUUGGUGGGUUGUGGAAGAAAAGCCCAAAGUGAAAUGCUUACUGUCUACGCAUUGGCACGUAAAUUACUUCCAUUUGGUUCUUAUGGCUGUUGUUACAAUGAUCAGUUGUUUCAUUGUGCUUUCUUUUUUGUCCUUUGCGACCUGGCAAUCGUGGAGAAGUGAUGCUGAGGAAAAGUUCACUGCUAAUAAUGGAUGGAUGAUACAAAAAGCUUAGGUGAUAAAACUGCUGGCGGAAACUCUUAUUCCUCCAAUUUACCUUCCGAAAAA